CUGUCCCAGCCCUGCUGGGGGGGGUCCGCCCCUGGCGCUGUUUGGGGGUGCGGGAUGCAGCGCAGCCCCCCGGGGUCCCCCUCCCGGCUCUGCGGCGACGUCAGGCCGUGACUCAGCCCCGCGGGAUGUGGCCCCACGCCCGACCCGGCCCUUCAUAAGGCGGCGGAGCCGGCGCUGACCCUACAGCUCCCGACGCCAUGGCGGCCUUCGGCCUCUUCCUCCUCCUCAGCGCCGCCGCGCUGGCAUCGGGGCAUCUGCAGCAGGUGGUGCAGGAGAGCCUGGACCUGCGGCCCCCCAACAUCAAACAAGUGCUGCAGCAGGAGCAGGACCUCGAGGUGCCCCCCGACAUCCUGGUGGGGGGGGCCAUGUUCCCCUCGAGAAGCCCCCCGGUGUGGGGCAGCGCCCUGGACGGGUUCCCCCCCGCCUGGCCCAUGGCCGCCACGGUCACCGAGCACUGCCGCGACCCCCCCACGCUGCCGCCGCCGCUGCUGCUCCCCCCGAACGCCUUCGCCCACCUGCGGCGGCAGGCGGCCGCGCUGGCAGCGCUGCGGCCCCGCAUGAACGAUUGCUGCCGGCACCACAGCCCGCUGCCCUGCGCCCGCCGCGCCUGGACGGACGUGCUGGACGGCUUCUGCACGGAUGAGUUCGGGGUGAAGACGCGGCAGUUCCACUGCUGCCGCCGGCACGGGGCCGCGCGGCGCCGCUGCUUCGCCCAGGAGACCCCGGCCCCCACCUGGGACCCCGUCCCCACCUGGGACCCCAAUGCCGCCUGGGAUUUGGUCGCCGAGCCGCCCUUUCCUCCCGGCGAGCCCACGGCCACCAACCUGGGCAACAUCUGCGGGCUGCGGGCGCUGCGCCCCGGGACCCCCGGCCCCGGUGGGCGCUCCGGGCCCCGCGUGCGGCUGCGGGUCCGGCUGGAGCGGGAGUACGGCCGCUGCUGCCGCAACGAGAGCCUGAGCUGCGCCCACAACGCUUGGCUGAAGGGGCUGAAUCGCUUCUGCCGGGAAGAAUCAUCGGUGAAGACGGGGCAGCACCGGUGCUGCCAGCGGGGGGGUCCCCGGGCCAGGGGUCGCUGCUUCGCCGCCGCCGCCCCCCACCCCGAAUACGACCGGGAGCUGCACAACGUGAGCCUGGCCCGGCCCGGCCCGGCCCUGCUGCGCUCGCUCUGCGGCCCCACCAGGCUCUUCACCAAGACGCGGCCGGUACCGGAGCUGCUGGGGGCCAUGACGGCUGCGUGCUGCCCGCUGCCCCCCGAGGAGCGCGGCGCCUGUGCCCGGGAGCAGCUGUCCCAGGGCAUCGCCACGCUCUGUGCCACCCCCCGGGACGCCUGGCGGGACCCUCAGGGCUGCUGCUCGUGGGAGGAGCCCGAGCGGCGCCGCUGUUUCGACAACACCUACCUGAGCCAGGUGAGCCUGGGGGCCGCCCUGGCGCCCCCGCCCCCCGGCCACGAGGAGUGAACCCCUCCCGGAACGAGGGAACAAUAAAGAUG
This is a messenger RNA of Onychostruthus taczanowskii (white-rumped snowfinch), 1489 nucleotides long. RefSeq names its product extracellular matrix protein 1 (gene ECM1). Gene Ontology annotation, cellular component: extracellular region. Gene Ontology annotation, biological process: signal transduction; regulation of bone mineralization. Lineage: Eukaryota; Metazoa; Chordata; Aves; Passeriformes; Passeridae. The transcript has 7 exons. Bases 198 to 1457 code for a protein of 419 amino acids. The record is from RefSeq and is a predicted model, not a curated record.